Messenger RNA from Tribolium castaneum (red flour beetle), 3122 nucleotides. RefSeq lists its product as uncharacterized. The transcript is spliced from 10 exons. NCBI's taxonomy places the organism in Eukaryota, Metazoa, Arthropoda, Insecta, Coleoptera, Tenebrionidae. Gene Ontology annotation, cellular component: plasma membrane. Gene Ontology annotation, biological process: sensory perception of smell; detection of chemical stimulus involved in sensory perception of smell. Gene Ontology annotation, molecular function: olfactory receptor activity; odorant binding. The record is from RefSeq and is a predicted model, not a curated record. Bases 1631 to 3103 code for a protein of 490 amino acids.
ACUUUAUUAGUUUGAAACGUCGUUUAACAUGAACUUCUUCCAAAAGAAGCUUGCAAAAGGUACAAAAAUAGCACUUUCAAGUCACUAAAAUUGGGUUUCAGGCGAUUUCUUUAAAACACUCAAAUUUAUAGCAUCUGACGUGUUCCAAUCAAAAGCCGUUAAAAUGGUUCUCAUUUUGCUUUUCUUAAUUCAUGCCAUUAUUUACCUUUUGACAAUUUAUUUCCUUCUGUAUGUUUUGGAGCCGAAACAGUUCGUAAAUUAUGCCACUGUGUUUUUCGCCGAAUUUUAUGUAAGUACUCUUAUGUGGAACAAGCGAAAACAGCAAUUUUCAGCCAAUGCUCGCUAUUUUAACCGUUAUACUCAAAGGAAAAAUCAUCGAAAAUCUAGCAGACGAAAUCAAAAUUUGGGCGAUAGAGAAUGCCAGCAAAAAUUUACAGUCCGAAAUCAAUCUCAAGAUAAAAAUCAUAACAACAUUUGUAAUUGUUAAUACGUUGAUUGCAGUAACGGGAGGUUUUCUCUACAUGCACCCAUUACCAGAGGAUGUGCAUUUGUUUUUUGCUUUGCGUUUAAUUCGCGAUUAUUUUCCAAAUCACUAUACCAGUCUUGAAUUUUUUUAUAGAAUGAGUUUCCCAAUUUUCGCUUAUUUGAUGACCACUCACGCCAAUCAAUUCCUUUAUUACACACAACACAUCAAUUUCCAAAUAAAAAUGUUUAGGGAAGUUUGUCUUGAAGUCAAGGCAUGGAAAACCGUUUCGCCAUUCGAAAAUCAUUUAUUUUACAACAAGAAAUAUCAAACAGAAAUAGAACAAAGAUUGAAGUUUUGCAUUAAAAGAUCGCAAGAGUUCGUCAAAGUAAGUGUUUAUAAAAACAAAGAAAUUGCGUCGUUUAUACCAGGAUUUGCCAUUUGUGGACUACUUUUAGGAAUAGGUUUAGUGUUUUUCUUGUCAAAUGGAAAAAUUACUUCGGAAUAUUAUUUGCGUAUGGGUUUUACUUCACUAGGUGGAGUUACAACAUUUUUGGCCUUGACAAGCGACAUAGAGAGGGCCAUCAAUGAAAUAAGAUGGUACAAUUUCAAUCAAUCCAACAAAAAAAUGUACCUAAUUUUAGUAAUGAAUACAAUGAGAGAACGCAAAAUUAAAUUCACUGAAAAAUACUCCGUUAAUUAUCGACUUGGACUGGCUAUUGUGAGAGGUAUUUAUUCGGUCAUAUCAGUAGUUCUAUCAAAACAUCAACACUAAUAGUUGGAAGAAUUAUUGUAGAAAAUUGCUACUUUCAAAAAUAAAAAACCCCUGUGGAAUGAUAAUUUGAUUACUUUGGAGGAGCAUUUUUCCCAAAAACAGUGAACUAAAAUCGAACUACAUACCUGAAUAAAAUAAAUAUUUCAUUUACAUGCGUAUCUAAUGAUUCAGAUACAAAGCAACCACCUGAUAUUUUACUUAUUACUCUAAUUCGAUUGUUUCUAAUAUUAAACAAUUAGUAAACAUUUAAUCAAAUAAUCAAUCAUGACCAGUCUGACAAUUGGUUCAAUAUGAACUACAAAAAACAGUUUGCUAAAGGUGCAAAGUCAAAAUGCAACCCUUUGUCGUAACUCAACUGUGUUUUAGACGAUCGGCUCAAAACACUCAAAUUAAUGGCCUCUGAUGUUUUCCAGUCAAAAACCGUUAAAAUUAUUCUCACAGUUGUGUUCUUAGUGCACUUUAUUGCAAAUUCACUAACAAUUUAUUUCGUUCUAUACGUUUUCGAAACAAAAUUGUUUAUAAACUACGCCUCUGUAUUUUUCUCCGAAUUUUAUGUGAGUAUUUCUUGUAUAAAACAACCAAAAAAUGCGGAAUUUCAGCCAAUGCUUGCUAUUUUAACCAUUAUAUUCAAAGGAGACGUCGUUCAAAAUUUAACCGACGAAAUAACAUUUUGGACGAUAGACAGUGCAAGCAAAAACUUACAACACGAAAUUAAACUCAAAAUAAAGUUCUUGACCGCAUUCGUAAUCAUUAAUUCGUUUACUGUAGUAAUGGGAAGUUUCUCUUACGUACAACAAUUGUCCGAUGAUGUGAAUUUGUUUUUAGCCAUACGAUUAAUUCGUGACUAUUUUCCAAAUCACAGCACCAUUCUUGAAUUUUUUUACAGAAUGACUUAUCCAAUUUGUGGCUACUUGAUGGCUGUACAUGCCUAUCAGUGCCUUUACUACACACAACACAUCAACUUUCAAUUACAAAUAUUCACAGAAGUUAUUACUGAACUCAAAAAUUCGAAAACUAGUUCACUACUUGAAAAUCAUUUAUUUUACAACAGGACAUAUCAAACAAAUACUGAACAAAGAUUGAAAUUUUGCAUUAAAAGAUCGCAAGAGUUCAUCAAAAUAUGUGUAACUAAAAACAAAGAAAUCGGUUCAUUGAUACCUGGAUUUGCAAUUUGUGGACUUUUUCUAGGAAUAGGUAUAACAUUUUUCUUGUCAACUGGAACAUUUACUACGGAAUAUUAUUUACGUAUGGGCGUGACUUCAAUUUGUGGAGCAACGACCUUUUCGGCCCUGAUAUGGUCAGCACAAACUACCGAAACUAUGGUAAAAAAAAGAAAAAGCGAAACUAGAGUAUGUGUAACUAAAAACAAAGAAAUCGGUUCAUUGAUACCUGGAUUUGCAAUUUGUGGACUUUUUCUAGGAAUAGGUAUAACGUUUUUCUUGUCAACUGGAAAAUUUACAACGGAGUAUUAUUUACGUAUGGGUGUGACUUCAAUUUGUGGACUUACGACGUUUUCGGCCCUGAUAUGGUCAGCACAAACUACAGAAACUAUGAUAAACGAUCUAGUAAUGGUUAUCAAUAAAGUAAGUUGGUACAAUUUCAACCAAUCCAAUAAAAAAUUGUAUCUAACUUUUUUGUUAAACACAAUGAAGGAACGUAAAAUCAAGUUCACUGAAAAAUAUUCCGUCAAUUACCAACUUGGACUGGCCGUAUGUUUUUUCUUUAGUUUUACAGAACAUUUCACCGUCUUUUCCAGAUUGUGCGAGGUAUUUACUCGGUCAUAUCAGUGGUUGCAUCAAAACGUCAUCACUAAUCGAGUAAUAAACCAUUGUAAUAAUUUUACGUGUGUAAAUUUUACUACGUAAUAAAACUCAUCAAGUACAA